AUGCGCGCCCCGCUGGCAGACAUAAAGCCCGUCUGGCCGAGGCCGACGGAAAUAGGCUCGGUUCGCGUGGCGGAAAUUGCCGAGCGGCGCCGAGCCCGGGGAGGGGGAAGGGCGGGGUGUCCCCGCGUGGCGGCGCUCCUAGCUGGGGAGGGGGCGCCGGGCGGGGGCAAGGCUGCGGCUAUGGCGGGCAGCCCCCCCCCACGUGCCCCACUCUCUUCUUCGGGCCCGCAGCAUGACUGUGCCUCACAUGACCCGCCGCCGCCUCCCUCCCCCUCUCCUCAGCUCCGCUGCAGAUUUAUUCAAGUUAUUCAUCACCUUCUCCUUCCUCCCCUCCCUCGGUCCAGAAUAUUCCUGCCCAUUCCUUCCUUCCCUCCGCCCGGGGAAAGCGGAGCCGCCUCACCCGGGGGCCGCCUUCCCCUUUGUAUGUACCUCCGGCGGCUUGCCCCCGACCCCUCCCCGCGGCGGGGGUCGCCGCGGGUGGCUCCCCUCACGCCCCGAAAUGGCCGCCGCCCAGCACCCCCCAGGCGCUCUUCCCCGCUCAGCCGGCCGGGCGGGAAGGCCCCCGGGGCGGUGUCACCGGGCGGUGACGGGAGGCCGCGGGUGCUGCCACCGCGGCGCGGGCCGCCGGCAGGGCGGGAGGUGCGAGCCCGCUGCGGGCGCGCACUGAGGCGGCGAGACGGUGCCGGGGAGGCGGGGCUGUGGCGGGGCUGUGGCGGGCGGGGGACGCCGCCGGCGCCCGAGGGGAGCGACGCCCGCAGGCGGCCGGGUCAGGUGAAAUCGUUCAUCUGCAUCCACAGGCGGCGUGUGCGUGUGUGUGGAUGCGCGUUGUGUGGAUGCGCGUGUGAAGGAGUUUCUGAUGAGAGGUCGAGAGGAAACGCGCUGCUCCAAAACCGGUGCCGUUCACAAGCAUUUCGAAGUGACUGAAGGGAGCUGCGGUGAAACCCACCACCCUGCCCUCGCUGCUGGCGGCAGGCCGCCCGGGCCUCCUCAGCGCCAGGCAGCAGCGCCUGUCGCGGCAGGGCUGCUCCGGCUCUCCCCAGUCCCACAGUUGGCUUCUCAUCGUGGAGCAACGACCGUCUGACCCCUGAAGACGCUAGAUGCGUGCGUGUCUGCCAGGAGAUGCCCCGUCCCUGUGGCUGUUAGACUGCAGGUACACAGCAGCCUGGCAUGCACCGGCGCCUGGAAAGCUGCUCGCACUCCCACCUCCUGGCAGCACGCCUGUGACUCCGAACCCAGGUGUCCCUGAGCUUCUGGAGUUGUCCGAAAUCACUGCUUUGAAGUUGGUCCAGUUUGCAUGGAAUAAUAUAA
This is a messenger RNA of Falco peregrinus (peregrine falcon), 1308 nucleotides long. RefSeq names its product translation initiation factor IF-2-like. The coding region runs from base 1 to 924 and encodes 307 amino acids. The record is from RefSeq and is a predicted model, not a curated record. The transcript has 2 exons. NCBI's taxonomy places the organism in Eukaryota, Metazoa, Chordata, Aves, Falconiformes, Falconidae.